Messenger RNA from Serendipita indica DSM 11827, 813 nucleotides. Lineage: Eukaryota; Fungi; Basidiomycota; Agaricomycetes; Sebacinales; Serendipitaceae. The record is from the annotation of a GenBank genome assembly.
AUGUCUAGAGAACUUCCACUUGAUCUGUACCGCCAAAUUGUUGAAGAGAUCCGAGAGAAAGCAGAUCUACUGUCUCUCUGCUUAACUUCUCGGGCCUUAUAUCUCGAGGCAUCUCGAGCGCUUUACGCAAAGAUUGAUCUCGAAGGGCACGCACAGAUUUCAGCUGCUCUUCAGACGUUCAAUUCUACAUCUCGAGUCGUGGAGUUGGUUAAUGAACUGACUCUACGAGUCGGAAGGGACUCUAUCGAGUUCCCCCUCCUUACUCUGCAAAUCGUCAAUGCCAUUAACCGGAUGUGCAAUUUGACCCGCUUAGAGCUACCAUACUUGUGGACUUCAGAUCCCUUUGAAACCUCAGCAACGUCUGCACCCUGGGCGCCUCGCGAGGAGAGGCAACGAUCCGCUUGGACACGCAACUUGAAGCUGCCUAAUAUCAACUGUCUUUCUCUCCAGACUACCAUUCAUCGACCAGUGAGAGAGCUCUUUGCGGAGCUUCCAUAUCCACUUCCUCGCCUCGAGACCAAUCGUCCAUUAUCUAUUGCGCAUAUAGACGGGAUAGAGAGGGUGCGAUGCGAAAGAUUAUAUGGAUCACGAGCAGAGCCUUUGAUGCUCCUAAAGGCGCUCGAAGUGCUGACGCUGGACACAUACGUAGCGAAUACGAUUACGCCAAAUCUGGACACACUCGUCUACCUAUACCGAGGGUUUAGCGAUCAUAAAUUGGUCUCUGAACCCAUAUUCUGGCAUUUGGAGAGUGGAAACCUCAAUCAGCUCCAAAGGCUUGGACCCGUUUAUGGAGAUAACCUUCAGAAUAACUAA